AUGGAGAAGAGAACCGGUUCCCCGUCUUCAGAAGAAAGUGACGCGAAGAGGGCGAGAAUGUCAGAAAAUGCGACACCUGUAGACCCUGAAACUGCGCCCGGAAAACGCAGUGAGUUGGAGCCAAUUUCUGCUGGGGAGAUUGGCAAUCUGCCACCAGAAGGAGAACCCGAGCCUCGACCGGAAUCAGGCGACGGCGCGGACGACGACGGUGAUUCUGGAGACGACAACGACGACGAAGAUCCGGCACAGCUGGAAGCUACUCGGCAGCGUCUAGAGGAACAGGCCAGAAAGUAUCUCGCUGCGCAGACUCACGAAGUCAUUAUUCCUUCCUUCUCUGCCUGGUUCGACAUGUCUAAAAUCCAUCCGGUCGAAAGGCGCGCUCUGCCCGAGUUCUUCAACUCAAGAAACAGAUCCAAAACGCCAGCGAUAUACAAGGAUUACCGCGACUUCAUGAUUAACACAUAUCGUCUAAGGCCCACAGAAUACCUAACUCUUACUGCAUGUCGCCGGAACCUUGCAGGAGACGUUUGUGCCAUCAUGCGUGUGCACGCGUUUUUAGAGCAGUGGGGGCUUAUUAACUAUCAAGUUGACCCAGAAACUCGCCCCGCGACUCUAGCACCUCCAUUCACAGGUCACUUCCGUGUUAUCCUUGACACACCUCGUGGGCUUCAGUCAUUGCAUCCUGGGACUCGUCCGUCCAACCCUGGCGCUGCUGCCGUUAAUGGCGUCAAUUCCGCUUCCCAACACACCGAUUCAUCUACCUCCGCAUCCUUGAAACUUCGCAAUUCUAUAUAUCAGACCACCAACAAAUCUUCACGGCCGGUUUCUGCAUCCGAAGCCACUACUCUUGCCAAUGGCAUCAAUGGCACUAACGGCUCACGAACACAGGGUCUCUAUACCUGUGAUACUUGUGGAUCCGACUGCUCUGCAGUCAGAUAUCACCACUUAAAGGAGAAGAACUUCGAAAUAUGUGCACCGUGCUACUUGGAGGGUCGCUUUCCGUCCAACAUGUUCAGUGGUGAUUUUGUCAAGCUCUCCCGUGCUGUGGUACAUGGGAGUACGGAUGAUGACUGGACAGAUCAAGAAGUGUUACUCUUACUUGAAGGUGUAGAAAUGUACGACGAUGAUUGGAGCAAGGUGCAGGAACACGUUGGCACACGUACCGCACAGCAGUGUAUACAGAAAUUUAUCGCACUUCCUAUUGAAGAUCCAUACUUGGAUUCCGAAGCGUCUAUGGGUCCCCUCAGGUUUGGGCGCGUACCUUUCGAGCAAGCAGAUAAUCCUGUUAUGAGUGUUGUCGCAUUCUUAGCAGGUGUUGUCGCACCAAGCGUUGGGGCCGAGGCUGCGAAGACCGCACUACACGAACUCAUAAAAACCGACAAAGAUGACCAAAAACCCGUCGCAGACGUAACUGAAGGGGUGGAAACGACAGACACCAAGACGACUGCUGCGGAGGGGCCAGAUUCUGAGAAACAGGACGACAAAAUGGUCGAAGAUAGCAAUGAGGAUACAGAGACAAAUCGUCCUCCAACAGAUCGUAUGUCUGUUGAUCCAUCCUCUACCUCCGCAAACCUUCCCUCCCCUUCCUCGUCAAAGCACAGUGUUCCUCACUCCAAGGUCGUCCGCGCUGCCCAUCUAGCACUGAACUCUUCUGCGAAAGCUGCUGCGUCGCUUGCCUCCGCUGAAGACCAGCAAAUAAAAUCCUCCCUUUCCAAGCUCGUCAAUCUCACACUGACGAAACUGGAACUGAAGAUGACGCAGUUCGAAGAGCUCGAAGAGAUUUUGGAAGAUGAGAGGAAAGGUCUGGAAAGUGCUAGGCUUGCUUUGGUACAAGAAAGACUUGGGAUCAAGAGGUCUUUGGAAUACGUUAGAGGAGAGAUUGCCAAGUUCCAAGGGAUGGGUGUUGCUGCUCCUCAAACUCUUAUCAACGCAGCCAAUGGUGCUUCGCUGGGCACUACGGGUCAGGGAACUCAACCUACACCUGUAGAUCCUACCCCGCAGCUCGGUGAGGCAAUAGGGCCGAUAGGCGAUGGAAGCUUGUUGCAACUUACUUGA
Molecule: messenger RNA, 2055 nt
Organism: Lentinula edodes (shiitake mushroom)
Lineage: Eukaryota; Fungi; Basidiomycota; Agaricomycetes; Agaricales; Omphalotaceae
Product: SWIRM domain-containing protein
Exons: 3
Coding region: 1-2055 (684 amino acids)
Biological process (GO): positive regulation of DNA-templated transcription
Cellular component (GO): SWI/SNF complex
Molecular function (GO): histone binding; zinc ion binding; DNA binding
Source: RefSeq, a predicted model, not a curated record